Molecule: messenger RNA, 255 nt
Organism: Protopolystoma xenopodis
Lineage: Eukaryota; Metazoa; Platyhelminthes; Monogenea; Polystomatidea; Polystomatidae
Source: the annotation of a GenBank genome assembly
AUGGCUGAUGAGUCCAUCAUAGUUGACAAACAGGGAACUAUUUUUUUAGGAGGUCCUCCUCUUGUAAAGGCAGCAACUGGCGAGUCUGUGACCGCAGAAGAUCUUGGAGGGGCUGAUUUGCACUGCAGAUCAUUCCAAAUCUGUCACGAAGGUUCUACGCGCCUCGACGUGACUAGUGCAAUCAUAUGGCGCGAUCGAGAAGACGCAGUGUUUUCUCCUACGUUUUCGUUUAGUUGGGCCAAAUGUCUGGCUUAA